This is a messenger RNA of Papilio polytes (common Mormon), 1778 nucleotides long. RefSeq lists its product as uncharacterized. NCBI's taxonomy places the organism in Eukaryota, Metazoa, Arthropoda, Insecta, Lepidoptera, Papilionidae. The record is from RefSeq and is a predicted model, not a curated record. The transcript has 15 exons. Bases 72 to 1778 code for a protein of 568 amino acids.
UGUCCAGCCUCGCGCCGGGCUCGGGCGUGUUCGUGUACGCUCGUGUCACCGCGCUCGGCCCCACGCGCACAAUGCAGCUCACUGGCAGACUCACGCUCGCCAACAUGCUGCGACAUACACUACUCUAUAAGGUGCGCGUUCGUUGUUCGUCGACGCAACAAUGGCGCGGGCAGUGCGCGGGCGAACUGCCCCCCGAGCGCGUCUGUCCCGCCCUCCUUUGUGAGACAGCCGCUGAUCUUUCUCUUAAGGUCAAAUUCUUGUCACACGAUACCGGUUGGUCGGGUGAUAUUCCAAUAAAAGAAUGUCCAAAAGAAAAUGUACCCUGGCUGGUUAAAGUACCCAGCGGUGAUGAUAUGGCGUUCGUGUCUGUAUGGUGCCGCGUGUCGCGCGCCUCCUCCGACGGCCGGCUGCUGGCUACCUUCUGGCCGCUGUUUGUACUGCGCUCACAUCUCUCCCUGGACACCGAGGUGAUGAUAACGACUGAGUUGUCGGACACUACGGUGGGUAAGAGUGAGGGGGCGGGGCCGGGGCGGGCGCAGACGGCGCGCGGCCGCGGCGCCACCGCGCAUCUCACCACGCCCGGCACCACCUCCGCUAGGCAUACUCUCACACUACAAUACAAGAACAUAGAUUGUUCGGUGACGCCGAAGGGGGUUCCACUCCACUAUGGCAUCACGCAGACCUCAGUGUUCGACGAGUGCCACCCCGUACAGGACAUCGACGACGUCAUCCGAGAAAUUAAAACCUGGUUGCGAGAGUGGGGCAGCGAGGCGCGCACAGAUUGGCCCUACUCUAUGGUACGCCAGCACUGGAGCGGCGACUGGCAGCCAGCACUGCUGCAACCGCGUACAGACAUCACGGUGCCUGUGGUGGUGACGCAACAUCACCACGAGGGUCGCUGGCAGGUGGUGGUGGCGCGAGACCCUUGCCCGCAGUUCGUGGUGACCAAUGCCACGAAGGAGUGGCUCGCAGUCGCUCAGCCCCUUCAACCUGAAGUAUACGACUACCAGGAGAAUAACUCAAAAACUGUCAAGACAGUAUCAGAAUGCGAAGGCGCGCGUUGGAUUUGUUCUGUGGCUCCUGGCAUUAGUACGCACUACACGACGCCGGCGUACUGCGCGCGCUAUCCCACGCCCACCAACGACGCCGACAACGACGCCCUCGCACCAAUAUUCCUCACAUUCGCACGAGCAACAGAAGAUGAACGCAGUCCGAUGUGGUGUGUGCCUGUGGGUGUGGUGACUGGUGAGCAGUUGGUGCAGCUGUCCAGCAUCACGGUGAAGCUGCGCGUGCGCACCUCCCCACAUUCCACACUGCUAGAGCUACAGCAUGUGAAACAGCAUGACAUCUCUGCGAGUGACAUCAGGCAACGAUUGGUCGGUUCCUUUAGCAGCUCCACACUGCACGACCGCAAACACAUUGACGAGUGUCGAUCAGUAGAACGAGUCAAUGCUACAGAUAAUUUAAUAGAGGAUUCAAAAUGUCGCUCGCGUCGCAAUAAUCUCAUAUCAAGAGGGAAUUUUAAUGUGAAUCCAGAUUUAGUAUCAGAUCUCAGUGAAAACACUAUUCGUUCGUCGAAUUCCAAAAAAACUACUUUAGAUUUCGAUGAAAAUGAUAACGUCCGUCUCUCGUUAUGUGGUUUGGAGCGAGAGCGGACGAGAAGCGUGCUGGCUGUGGGAAGUGAAGAAUUGGAUAAUUCUCAGGUUUCGAUAGCGCAAUGUCUCUCAGAGGCCGACCAGUCCAGUUUCAAGGAACUUUUAUUGUGGGUACAAAAGUGA